AUGGUGGAUGGUGUCCCAGGCAUUGGGGUCAACGUAGCCGUGGUUGCAGCCACGUGGGCUCAGGUUACCAUCUUGCUCCCUGUGCGGGUCUGUGCUGCCCCUUGUGCAUUAAAGCGGCUCCGUAAAUGGGAAAUAAAGCGUUGUCAGUGUUGUGGCUCCCGUGGAACUCAUUUGGCCUGUUCAUCUAUAAAGUCAUGGGAGGAAAACUGGGAGUGCAUGGAAUGCAGAAGUAUCAUUGCAAAAUCAGGGAACUAUAGCAAACGGAAAAAGCAUUCUUUGACUACCUCUGAAAAGACAGAUGGGACAACUUGUUUGCUGGAAGAGCCAUCUCCAAAGUGCCCUCGGCAGUCACCUGGAUCUCAACGCAAUUGUCUUCAAUCACCAAAGAUAAUGUGCCAGAACAACUUGUCACCCUGUUCACACCUAGAGCUUCCAGCAUCCAACAGAGUGACAAUGUCCUUAUCUCCACUGAUGUCAAACAGGAACUGGUCCCAGAGAAAAAAGUAUUUAAGAAACCAGAGAAUGGAAGCUUCUAAUAUACUGAAGGAGUUAAAGCUACAAGUUAAUACAAAAACCACAAGGCUUAACAUCAAUGCAGAUAACAUCUGGAAUAGUACUUUGAAAGGGUUUAGACAGCGCAACUUCAGUCCUACAAAUACCAUUGAAAUAAAAUUCACAAACUGCAAAAAUAGAUCAAAGAGAGAUACUUUUGCUGCAUCAAAACGCCAUUUCUUCCAAUUAUUAAUGCAUCACCUUCAGAAUUCAUCACUGUUUGAGGGCUCUUCUGCAAAGAACUUGUCCCUUGAUUUUCAAGCUGUAAAAGAGAAUCUUUAUUUUGAAGCUGGUAAGAUGAUUGCAGUUUCUCUGGUUCAUGGUGGCCCAUCUCCUGGUUUCUUUUCCAAAACACUGUUCAAUUGCCUUGUCUAUGGUCCAGAGAAUGUGAAGCCAGCUUUGGAAGAUGUUGCUGAUGUUGAUGUUGCACAAACAAUACAAAUGAUAAAAUAUGCAAAUAGUCUGCCCAGCCUGCAGUCUGCAAUACACAACUCUUACGAAUUCCUUGCUGCUGCUGGAUGUUUAAGACCUGUAACAGCUCUAUGUGAUAAGAAUAUGCUGGUGAAUGACAUACUGAUCCAUCAUGUAAUCAAGAGAAUUAUGUCACCCUUAGAAAGUUUUAGGCAAGGUUUGAAAACUCUUGGUGUGCUAGAGAAAAUGCAAAUGCAUCCGGAUGCGUUCUCUAGUAUAUUGUGCCACAAACCUGAAAGACUUUCAGCAGAAACCAUUUGUGAUCUUUUUACAAUCCAUUGCUCAUCGGAUGUAAAUGAAGUUGAAGGUGCUGAUUUUUGGAUGGGUUAUUUGCAAGAUGUGGAAAGUGGUGAGUCUGUAGUGACAUUGGAGGACAUUCUGCUCUUUGUAACAGGUUCUUUUUCCAUACCGCCCAUUGGUUUUGAUCCUGAACCUACUAUAAAAUUUUUGCAUAUAAGUUAUCCAGUUGGAAACAGACUCCUUAAUUGCUUGGAACUCCCUAUAACAAAGACAUACGAGCAGUUUAAAAAUAAAAUGGAGGUUACCAUCAGAAACACACUAAGAGUUGAAAGAGAAUAA
This is a messenger RNA of Eurypyga helias (sunbittern), 1602 nucleotides long. Its product is annotated as G2/M phase-specific E3 ubiquitin-protein ligase-like. Gene Ontology annotation, molecular function: ubiquitin-protein transferase activity. Lineage: Eukaryota; Metazoa; Chordata; Aves; Eurypygiformes; Eurypygidae. The transcript is spliced from 9 exons. The coding region runs from base 1 to 1602 and encodes 533 amino acids. The record is from RefSeq and is a predicted model, not a curated record. Gene Ontology annotation, cellular component: nucleus.